AAAAAGCCCCUCGCUAUUUUGAGACUCACAGAAAGAAUUGACUGCAUCUCUGCAACUUCUAAGCUUCUCCUGGAAAAGAUUACUCGAAUUGGGAGUUCAUAUUCUAGUAGUACAAACGAGAUGGACCAACAAAAGAAUGAGCUUGUUGCCGAAUUGAAUCGUGUUAACAAGGAGAACCAGAAGCUCAUGUUCGUGAUAAACCGCAUCUGCACUGAAUACAAGAGCUUGCAAACACAGCUCAUGAAACAACAGGAAGAUGAAAAGAAGUCCUCUUUGAAAUCCAUGGCGAAGACUUUGAAAUUGAGUCUAGAUAUAGAAGGAGACUGUAUCAAUGAAGGGUGCACAGCAGCAGAUUCUGAUUACAGUGCGGAUUCUACUAGUACCCUUUCGUCAGAAGACCAGAAUUCCAAGCUCUGCGUGGAUGAUCUCCAGCUGAGGUUGCCUUGCAAGAAAAGGAAAGCAAAUUAUGUGGUGGAAGAGAGCCAGAAUGGAAAAGGGAGUUCAUCGAUGGAUGAAGAUUCAGCUAAUAAGAAAGUCCAAAGAAUUGUGUCUGAACCCAAGAAAAUCAAGACUAUGAGCACAAGAUCAGACGCCACCACGGUUAACGAUGGCUGCCAGUGGCGAAAAUAUGGACAAAAAAUGACCAGAAACAGCCAGUGGCCCAGGGCUUAUUUCAAGUGUGCGGUUCCCUCUUGCCCAGUUAAGAAGAAGGUCCAGAGGUGCGCCAAAGACCCCACUGUUCUGACAGCUACCUACGAAGGAGAACACAAUCAUCUGCUCAGUACGGUGGCCAUAGCAGCAUUUAACGAGCCAAACAAUCAGCUUCCAUUUCCUGCCUAUGUUGCCUCAAUGGGUUCCUCUUCUACCAUUACUCUUGACCUUACACAAAACCCUAACCCUAAUGGAUUACAUUUAGAAAGCGAGAGUUCACAGAAAACGCCGAACCCAUCAUUUAACAGCAAUGUUCAGGGCAGGCCAUUGGAUUCACAAUUUUACAGCCACUUAGGCCUGAGCCAAGAAAUCCCUAUUAAGCCAGAUGCCCAAUAUACUGCAGCCUUGGCAGCCGCUAUAGCUGCUUCUAUUGUCAGAUCGGGUACACCCCUCCAAUCUAUGAGCACCCAAUACUGCUCCAAUACACUACAAUGAUAUCCAAUAUGAGCAAAGGCUCUUUGUAAAUAAUCAUUUAAUUAAAUAUCUAUUCUCAACAUUUUUUGGGGGGAGAUUAAUCUA
This is a messenger RNA of Cryptomeria japonica (Japanese cedar), 1230 nucleotides long. Its product is annotated as WRKY transcription factor 18. The record is from RefSeq and is a predicted model, not a curated record. Gene Ontology annotation, biological process: regulation of DNA-templated transcription. Gene Ontology annotation, molecular function: DNA-binding transcription factor activity; sequence-specific DNA binding. Lineage: Eukaryota; Viridiplantae; Streptophyta; Pinopsida; Cupressales; Cupressaceae. The transcript has 4 exons. Bases 121 to 1146 code for a protein of 341 amino acids.